This is a messenger RNA of Beta vulgaris subsp. vulgaris (sugar beet), 2038 nucleotides long. Its product is annotated as protein EDS1L. The transcript has 3 exons. Gene Ontology annotation, biological process: defense response; lipid metabolic process. The record is from RefSeq and is a predicted model, not a curated record. NCBI's taxonomy places the organism in Eukaryota, Viridiplantae, Streptophyta, Magnoliopsida, Caryophyllales, Amaranthaceae. The coding region runs from base 1 to 1827 and encodes 608 amino acids.
AUGGCAGCAGAGAAAAUAGGAUUACGCGAAGAGAUAAUCGGUAAAGCAUGCACAGUAGCCAUAAAAGCUCACAAGUCAUCUUCUAACAAGCCUUACAUAUGCGAGAAAUCUAAGAGCUCGUCAUCAGAGGUGAUCUUUGGGUUUACAGGAACCUGGGAUUUUGGUGAUUGGUUUACACAUAAGCCUUUCGGAACGACAAAGAUCAACCUCAAUCUCUUCCCUUCUCUCAAAACCAUUGGCAGCAAUGAAGCUGCAACAGUAAACCAAGCAUUUCUACAAAGAUUUGAAGCAAUAUUGGCAAAAACAUCGUUCAAAAAUGAGGUGGAAAAAGCUGCAACAGAGAAGCCGAUAGUGUUUGCAGGACAUUCUGCAGGUGCAGCAACAGCUAUCUUUGCAACUCUUUGGUUCUUGGAUUCCCAAAAUCAGAGACACAUCAACCAAAUUCCACCCCGUUGUAUCACCUUCGGGUCACCUCUUGUGGGUGACAAUAUUCUAUCCCAUGCCUUGAAACGAGAGCAUUGGAGUCAAUAUUUCACACACUUCAUCAUGAGAUAUGACAUUGUCCCUCGAAUUUCCCUCACACCUCUUUCCGCCAUAGAGCGCGAAUUCCAGCCGGUUCUACAUUAUUACAACCCGAAAUCUCCAUUUUUUGCGAGUGAUUCUGUUGGAAGAACAACAGAAGCUUCAAUGUUUAUUCUCACAGUAAUUAGAAACGCCUCAUUAGUGACUAGCCGUGUGGCCCGCAAAUUCAUGGGUUGUACAAACUUGUUACUGGAAAAUGCAACCAAUUUCAUUGAGCUUAGCCCUUACAGACCUUUUGGAACCUAUGUUUUCUGUACCGGCAAUGGAAAAUUUGUCACCAUAAAAAAUCCAGAUGCCAUUUUCCAAAUUUUAUAUUACUGCCUUCAGCUAGGCUCAGAAUCAGAGUGGGAUGAGGUAGUCCAGAGAAGCCUGAAAGAACAUGUAAUUUAUGAGCAUGAAUUACUUGAGAACUUGGAAAUGCCAAGCGUGGCGGACUUAGAGCAUCUGGUAGAUCUGCCUUUAUCUGCAGAAAAUAUGGGAAACAGCGAAAAUUUUGCCAUAUGUAGUGCUUUGGAUGAUCUAGGCUUGAGUGCAAGAGCUAGACUAUGUCUUCGAGCUGCAGGACAACUAGAAAAACAAAAGGCUAGAAACCAAAUUAAGAUCAACAGCAACAAGAACAAGAUCAGAGAUGUGCUUAAUAUGCUUGAAAGAUAUCGAGAACUUUGUGAAGUUCGAAAAGUAGGCUACUAUGAUGCCUUUAAGAUGCAAAAUCACACAGAGGAUUUCAACAACAAUAUAAGGAGAUUGGAACUAGCAGGCAUAUGGGAUGAGAUAAUUGAGAUGCUGAAAAGAAAUGAGUUACCUGACGAGUUUGAGGGGCAGAAAGAGUGGAUUGAAAUUGGUACCAGGUACAGGCGCCUUGUUGAGCCCCUGGAUAUUGCCAACUACUACCGCCACUUGAAGAACGAGGACACUGGAUCAUACAUGGGCAAAGGCAGACCAUCACGUUAUAGAUAUGUACAGCAAUGGCGUGAGCAUGUGGAGAAAAUGGAGGCUGAAACCGUGCCAGACUCCUGCUUCUGGGCCGAAGUUGAGGAGCUUUGCAUUAGUACCCGAAACAUAGAAUUCCCCGAAGACAUCAAGAAGAGAAUUCUCCACCUUGAGAGAAAUGUAUCAAUAUGGGCCCAGAAUGAGUUGCUGGGCAAAGAUGUGUUCUUGAACGAAUCCACUUUUGUCCAGUGGUGGAAGAAGCUCCCCAUCCAGCAUAGAUCAGUAUCUUGCAUCAGAGAUCUAUUUCAUGAGUAAAUAAGUAUUCCGAUCUCCAGAAUCUACAAUUUUCAAGAAUACAAAACACACAUAAUGAUUGGGAAACAGAUUCCAUUUUUUAUUCUCAGUACGAAUGACAGCUUUGGUGCUAGAGAGAUGCAUGGCAGAUGGCACUCUGUACCAAUAACUCAGUCUCACAAUUGUGACUUCAAGAUUCUGAUAUGGAAUCAAUUUUUACACUGAUACAUAA